Prorocentrum cordatum is the source of this 339-nucleotide messenger RNA. The record is from the annotation of a GenBank genome assembly. Lineage: Eukaryota; Dinophyceae; Prorocentrales; Prorocentraceae.
AUGAUCCAGCAGCAUAUCGGGGAGCAGGCGACGGAGCCUGGACUCUCAGUCUGGUGGGUGGCCACCCGCGCUGGAGACGUGCACCCCAAGCAGGUGGGCGAGGGACCUCGGCCACCGGUGCUCUUGUCGCUCGAGCUGCUCGAGGUGAACCUGGCCGAAGUGUGCGUGACGGCGUGCACGUCGCCGCCGGGGCCUCAGAGAGGUCUCCGAUCCUCAGGGAGCAGCGUAAGCACGCAGGGGAGAUGCGGCUGUUCCGAGGUCAGAAGAAGCCGAGGGGCGACGGCAAGGGACAGGGUGGAGGCGAACCCGGGCGCCGCUGGCGCCAGGGCGGGGACGUGA